AUGUCUGCUAAGGCAAUAAGAGAAUAUGACGGGAAACUCCUCUUGGCCUACUGGUUACUUCGUUCCUCCCUAUCUUCCGAAGUUAGUACAGAAAAGGUUGCUCGAUUUUCACCACCAAUUUUAAAAGUUGCCCAAGUUAUUUUUGAUACCUCCAUUCUAGCCAACGUUACCAAUAAUUGUUCCCAAAUUGAAUUUAAUAAUCAUGUUAACCAAACUCUAAAUGUCUUAGAGAGUAUAAAUCCUUGGUUAUUGACUGAUAAGUUAGUCGUUAAACCAGAUCAGCUCAUAAAAAGACGUGGAAAAUCAGGAUUAUUAUUAUUGAAUGCUGAUUGGCAACAGGUUAAAGAAUGGAUUAUUGAAAGAGCUGGCAAAGAAAUAAAGGUAGACAACGUGAACGGAGUGUUAAAAUCUUUUCUAGUUGAACCAUUUAUUCCUCACCCUUCACAUACUGAAUAUUAUAUAAAUAUUAAUUCCGUACGUGACGGGGAUUAUAUUUUGUUUACUCAUGAAGGUGGUAUCGAAGUUGGUGAUGUUGACGCAAAAGCAUUGAAGCUAUUGGUUCCUGUUGAUCAAGAUUAUCCUUCAUCUCAAGAAAUCAAGGAAAAAUUGCUCGUUAAUGUUCCUGAGGCCAAAAAAGAUGCAUUGAUCCACUUUAUUUCCCGUCUAUAUGCUGUAUUUGUAGAUUUACACUUCACGUAUCUUGAAAUCAAUCCAUUGGUUGUAUUAGAUACUGUAUCUGACGAUGAAACCCCAGUAAUAUAUUAUUUGGACUUGGCAGCGAAAUUAGAUCAAACUGCAGAAUUUGAAGCUGGUCCAAAAUGGGCAAUUGCUCGAGCUUCACAAAAUACUGGAAUUUUUGUUGGUCACGAGACAACAACAAAAACUCAUGCGGAUCAAGGUCCACCCAUGGAAUUUCCUGCACCUUUUGGUCGAGAGUUGACUAAGGAGGAAGCAAACAUACAAGAGUUGGACGCAAAAACAGGAGCUUCUUUGAAAUUGACAGUUCUAAACAAAGAUGGAAGAAUAUGGACCAUGGUUGCUGGUGGUGGUGCUUCAGUAGUCUACAGCGAUGCAAUUGCCGCAUUAGGAUUCGCACAUGAGCUCGCUAAUUAUGGUGAAUAUUCGGGUGCUCCAACUGAGACUCAAACUUAUGAAUAUGCGAAGACAAUACUUGAUUUAAUGACUCGUAAUCCUAUACCACAUCCGGAAGGGAAAGUACUUAUUAUCGGAGGUGGAAUUGCAAAUUUCACAAAUGUAGCUGUUACCUUUAAAGGUCUAAUACGUGCGUUACAUGAAUUCAAACAACUGCUAAUCUCACAUAAAGUAAAAAUAUUCGUACGUCGUGGUGGUCCUAAUUAUCAAGAGGGGUUAAAGGCUAUGAGACAGUUGGGUGAUGACAUUGGUGUUGAAAUUCAAGUCUUUGGUCCAGAGACUCAUAUUACUGAGAUCGUACCUUUAGCAUUGUUAGGAAAAGGAUCAGGACUUGAUAAUAAUGCCUCCUCUCAAGAUAGUAGAUCCGUCAACUCUUUCCAAGAUCAAAUUCUUGGUACAAAUUCUGUCACUGGUAAAAAGCCUGCUAUAAUUGAAAAUAAUUAUCAAGAUGAGGAAACAAAAGAAUCUUAUUCCAGACCAGUAACUCCAAUUGCUAAUCCACGUGAAAGGAUGACAUAUUUUGAAAAUCUAAAGACUCAUGAACGUCCAUGGUAUACUGCAUUCACUAGUGAAACACGUGCUUUUGUGUUCGGGAUGCAACCUCGUGCAAUACAAGGGAUGUUAGAUUUUGAUUAUAUUUGCAAGCGUAAAGUCCCCUCUGUUGCCGCGAUGAUUUAUCCUUUUGGGGGUAAUCAUGUACAGAAGUUUUAUUGGGGAACCAAAGAAACCUUACUUCAUGUUUUUAACAACUUUGAAGAUGCAAUCUCAAAGUUUCAGGAAGUUGAUACAGUUGUAAACUUUGCUUCCUCUCGUUCCGUUUAUGAUUCAACUUUAGAAUUCAUGAAGUACAAGCAAAUCAAAACAAUUAGUAUUAUAGCAGAAGGUGUUCCCGAACGUUAUGCCCGGAAAAUUCUUCAUGAAGCUAAAAAGCGAGAAGUUUUGAUUAUUGGACCUGCUACUGUUGGAGGUAUAAAACCAGGCUGUUUCAAAAUUGGUAAUACGGGUGGUAUGAUGGACAAUAUAAUUUCAUCAAAAUUGUAUCGACCUGGUUCAGUAUCUUAUGUCUCUAAAUCUGGUGGUAUGUCCAACGAAUUGAACAACAUCAUAUCUAGAAAAACUGAUGGUGUCUAUGAAGGAAUAGCCAUUGGUGGAGAUCGAUAUCCCGGUUCAACAUUCAUUGAUCAUUUGUUACGUUUCGAAAAUGAUCUUAAUUGUAAAGUAUUGGUAUUACUUGGUGAAGUUGGUGGGAUUGAAGAAUAUCAAGUCUGUAAUGCUCUUCGUGAUGGACGUAUAAAAAAACCUUUGAUCGCUUGGUGCAUUGGAACUUGUGCAAAAAUGUUUGCAACUGAAGUACAAUUUGGUCAUGCGGGGGCAUUGGCUCAAUCUGACUUAGAAACCGCUGACGCAAAAAAUAAAGCACUAAAAGACGCGGGGGCUAUUGUUCCCGAAACAUUUGAAAAAUUACCUUUGGCAUUACAUGAGACCUACCAAAAACUUGUUUCGGAAAGGAUAAUCGUUCCAACUUCAGAACCCGAGAUUCCAAAAGUGCCUAUAGAUUAUUCUUGGGCACAAGAACUUGGUUUAGUUCGUAAACCUGCAAGUUUUGUUUCAACUAUAUGUGAUGACCGUGGGCAAGAAUUGAUGUACGCAGGAAUGAGAAUAUCAGAUGUAUUUAAAGAAAGUAUUGGAAUUGGUGGAGUCUUGAGUUUACUUUGGUUUAAAAGACGUCUUCCAGAAUAUGCAUGUAAAUUUAUUGAAAUGAUUCUUAUGUUGACCGCUGAUCAUGGUCCUGCGGUUUCCGGUGCCCAUAACACAAUUGUUACUGCUCGUGCAGGAAAAGAUCUUAUAUCAAGUUUAUGUUCGGGUUUAUUGACAAUAGGUGAUCGGUUCGGAGGCGCUCUUGAUGGUGCAGCUGAACAAUUCACUAGUGCAUAUGAUAAAAGUUUAACACCUAGAGAAUUUGUGAAUUCCAUGCGGAGACAAAAUAAGCUUAUCCUUGGUAUUGGGCAUAAGAUUAAAUCGCGUAACAAUCCUGAUUUUCGCGUUGAAAUAAUUAAAAACUUUGCUAUAACCAAUUUUCCUUCCACAAAAUUACUUGAUUAUGCGCUAGCGGUAGAAGAAAUAACUACUGCUAAAAAGGAUUCACUAAUUCUUAAUUUAGAUGGAGCGAUCGCUGUUUGUUUUGUUGAUUUAUUACGUGAAUCAGGUGCAUUCACCAGAGAGGAAGCUGAAGAAUAUAUCAAGAUUGGUGCAUUGAAUGGAUUGUUUGUACUUGGUAGAAGUAUAGGUUUCACUGGUCAUUAUUUAGACCAAAAACGAUUGAAACAAGGUCUUUAUAGACAUCCUUGGGAUGAUAUUUCUUAUUUAGUGCCGGGAGUAGAGACAGGUCGUACAUUUGUUAAUCCGGAUGAAGUAGAGAAAAAAAGUGCAUAA
This is a messenger RNA of Diversispora eburnea, 3585 nucleotides long. Lineage: Eukaryota; Fungi; Glomeromycota; Glomeromycetes; Diversisporales; Diversisporaceae. The record is from the annotation of a GenBank genome assembly.